UAAAAUCUUCCAGCACCAAAAGAUCUAACCGCCAAAUUAAACGCUACUGUUCAAGCUACCAUGGAGGCGUACGAAACUUAUCAGACACCUCUUUCCAGCCGAUAUGCGAGCAAGGAAAUGGCUCAUCUCUUCUCCCCGGCACAUCGGUUCAAAACAUGGAGAGAGUUAUGGCUCAAUCUUGCGAUUGCUGAGAAGGAGCUCGGGCUUCCAAUCUCAGAAGAGGCACUCAAACAGAUGAAGAGCAAUUUGGACCUUACUCCAGAGCAAUUUGAUAUCGCUGCGAAAGAGGAAAAGAAGCGUCGCCACGAUGUCAUGGCGCAUGUUCAUACGUUCGGACAAGUCGCACCUGCUGCCGCAGGUAUCAUCCACCUUGGUGCAACGUCGUGUUAUGUGACAGAUAAUGCGGACCUGAUCUUCAUUCGCACUGGCUUGACAUACCUCCUGAAAUCGCUUGCUGUUGUAAUCUCACGACUCUCGGCGUUUGCUGCGCAAUAUAGAGCACUGCCUACGCUUGGAUUCACCCAUUUCCAACCAGCCCAGCUUACAACUGUAGGCAAACGCGCUACUCUGUGGAUUCAGGAGCUUCUGUGGGAUUUGAGGAACAUUAAACGGGCACGCGACGACAUCGGAUUCCGUGGGGUGAAAGGCACGACAGGGACGCAAGCGAGCUUCCUCACCUUGUUUGACGGCGACCAUGACAAGGUCGAAGAGCUGGACGAACUCGUGACAAAACUCAGCGGGUUCAGCUAUGCAUACCCUGUUACUUCGCAGACAUACUCGAGGAAAAUAGAUGCUGACGUCCUUGCCCCUCUCGCGUCCCUCGGUGCCACAGCGCACAAGAUCGCGACGGAUCUGCGGUUAUUAGCGAACCUUAAGGAAGUGGAAGAGCCUUUCGAGUCGACGCAGAUAGGAUCCUCUGCAAUGGCGUACAAGCGGAACCCGAUGCGCUCUGAGCGCGUGUGCAGUCUCUCGAGGCACUUGAUGGUCCUCCAUCAAAAUGCACUUAUGACCUCUAGUGUACAGUGGUUUGAGCGGACGCUUGAUGACAGUGCCAACCGAAGGAUCACUCUUCCUGAAGCAUUCUUGACGGCGGAUAUUGUUCUCUCGACGCUACAAAAUGUCUGCGAGGGCCUCGUGGUGUACCCAAGGGUGAUCGCACGUCGGAUCGCUCAGGAACUCCCGUUCAUGGCGACUGAAAACAUUAUUAUGUCUAUCGUGAAGAAGGGGGGCGAUAGGCAGGAAGCUCAUGAGAAGAUCAGAGUCCUCUCCCACGAAGCGGCACACCAAGUGAAGAACCUGGGUCUGGAGAAUGAUCUUAUCGCACGUGUGCGAAACGACCCAUAUUUCAGUCCUAUCCAUGAAGAACUAGAGCAACUGCUGGACCCUCAAACGUUUAUCGGGCGCGCACCAGAGCAGGUGGACAAGUUCCUGAAGGAGUGGGUUGAACCUGCCUUGGAUGAUGAUGAGCUGAAAGUGGCAGUCGCGGAUGGUGGUAAGGUGGAGUUGAGUGUUUGAUGAAGCUCUUGAGAAGUUUCAUACGGGGAGCGGUGGCCAUGUCGAUGCCCACAAGAAGUUUAAAUCAUAGAUAUCACGCUCACUAAAUUUAAGGAUGUUCUUGAGAUGCC
Messenger RNA from Suillus clintonianus, 1625 nucleotides. Its product is annotated as L-Aspartase-like protein. NCBI's taxonomy places the organism in Eukaryota, Fungi, Basidiomycota, Agaricomycetes, Boletales, Suillaceae. The coding region runs from base 61 to 1515 and encodes 484 amino acids. The transcript is spliced from 10 exons. Gene Ontology annotation, molecular function: (S)-2-(5-amino-1-(5-phospho-D-ribosyl)imidazole-4-carboxamido) succinate lyase (fumarate-forming) activity; N6-(1,2-dicarboxyethyl)AMP AMP-lyase (fumarate-forming) activity. Gene Ontology annotation, biological process: 'de novo' AMP biosynthetic process. Gene Ontology annotation, cellular component: cytosol. The record is from RefSeq and is a predicted model, not a curated record.